CAUAUGCAGGUGAGGACUGAGGCAGCAGGUGAGCCCCGUGAACAAAGAUGGAUCAAAUUUCUCACAAGCAGCUGACGGUGAACGGCAUCAGUAUGCACGUGGCGGAGGCCGGGGAGGCCUCCGCGCCGGCGGUGCUCUUCCUCCACGGCUUUCCCGAGCUCUGGUACUCCUGGCGCCACCAGAUGCUGGACGUCGCCGCCAAGGGCUACCGCGCCAUCGCCCCCGAUCUCCGCGGCUACGGCGACACCGACUCUCCGCCGCCGUCUGCCGGCUACACUUUCCUCCACAUCGUCGCCGAUCUGGUGGCGCUUCUCGACGCGCUCGGCCUCGAGCAGGUGUUCCUCGUCGGCCACGACUGGGGCGCCAUCAUCGCCUGGUGGUUCUGCUUGCUCCGCCCCGAUCGAAUUAAGGCUCUCGUUAAUACCAGCGUCAUUUUUCAGCCUAGAAACCCUAAUGUCAAGACUAUCCAGGGCUACAGAGACGCGUUUGGUGAUGCGUUUUACAUGUGCAGGUUUCAGGAAGAAGGAAAAGCAGAGGCUGCAUUCGCAUCGGUAGACACUAAAACCGUGAUGGCCGCAUUUAUGACAACGAGAGAUCCGAAGCCUCCAUGCAUUCCGGUGGAGCUAGGGCUCGACGUUCUGUUCAAGGGACCAGCAGUGGAAUUACCGCCAUGGAUAUCUCCGGAAGAUAUCAGCUAUUAUGCAGCUAAAUUCGACAAAACUGGCUUCACCGGAGGGUUGAACUACUAUCGCCAAAUGGAUUUGAGCUGGGAGCUGACAGCGCCGUGGACCGGAGCUCAGAUCAAAGUGCCGGUGAAGUUUGUGAUUGGUGAUCUGGACUUAACCUAUAGUUUUCCUGGUGUGGAGGAGUUCAUUAAUGGUGGAUUCAAGAAAUAUGUUCCACUUUUGGAGGAGAUUGUUGUGAUGAAAGGAGUUGGCCACUUUCUUAAUGAAGAAAGCCCUCAUGAGCUCAGCCAACACAUACUCACUUUUAUCAACAAAUUUUAGUUACACUUAAUUUUCAUCUUUUCAAUAAGCAGUAUCGUUCAAUUAUCGUUUCUUCUUAUAUGAAUGGAUUCAGUCUUCACAAGAUUGUUUUGUUGGGAAUUUAGUGAUUAUGAAUAUAGACCCUAAUACAAAUAUGAUGUACUCCUCGUGAUUGUCAUUAAUUGUCUAAAUUUUCGUUCGUUCA
Molecule: messenger RNA, 1191 nt
Organism: Salvia hispanica
Lineage: Eukaryota; Viridiplantae; Streptophyta; Magnoliopsida; Lamiales; Lamiaceae
Product: epoxide hydrolase 3-like
Molecular function (GO): catalytic activity
Source: RefSeq, a predicted model, not a curated record